GCUGCCCGAGCCCGCGCCGCCUUCCCGCCGCCGCCGCCACCACCGCCACCAUGCCCAACUUCGCCGGCACCUGGAAGAUGCGCAGCAGCGAGAAUUUCGACGAGCUCCUCAAGGCGCUGGGUGUGAACGCCAUGCUGAGGAAGGUGGCCGUGGCGGCCGCGUCCAAGCCGCACGUGGAGAUCCGCCAGGACGGAGACCAGUUCUACAUCAAGACCUCCACCACGGUGCGCACCACCGAGAUCAACUUCAAGGUCGGAGAAGGCUUCGAGGAGGAGACGGUGGACGGGCGCAAGUGCAGGAGUUUACCCACCUGGGAGAAUGAAAACAAGAUCCACUGCACGCAGACCCUCCUGGAGGGCGAUGGCCCCAAGACCUACUGGACCCGCGAGCUGGCCAACGACGAGCUCAUCCUGACCUUUGGCGCCGACGACGUGGUCUGCACGAGGAUUUACGUCCGGGAGUGAAGGUGGCCUGUUUGGGCCUGCGCGUGAGACAGGACGCAGCCCUCCCCGAGGAAGAGGUCAUAGGUGUGGGCUCCAGCUGCCCGUCCCGACCCUGUGAACGAUAGAUGACCCCCUUUGCCCCCGACAGUGUUGUAGUGCCCCCUUGCCCCCUCCCGGCCCCCUCCAAGUCUCCUGUCUCCCUGGUGCUCUGUAGUUUCGCAUUUGCAUGGUUUCCUGGGCCAUUAAACUGCUUUGAUGUCUCUCAA
This is a messenger RNA of Lepus europaeus (European hare), 709 nucleotides long. RefSeq names its product cellular retinoic acid binding protein 1 (gene CRABP1). NCBI's taxonomy places the organism in Eukaryota, Metazoa, Chordata, Mammalia, Lagomorpha, Leporidae. Gene Ontology annotation, molecular function: fatty acid binding. The coding region runs from base 51 to 464 and encodes 137 amino acids. Gene Ontology annotation, biological process: fatty acid transport. The transcript is spliced from 4 exons. Gene Ontology annotation, cellular component: cytosol; nucleus. The record is from RefSeq and is a predicted model, not a curated record.